AUGGGGAACUUCACUGCCCUUCCGACAGACUCGGACCCAUUGCCAGAUUUUCCCGCCUUGAAGCAAACAUGCGAUAAACCCCUUGAUCACGGCGGCCUCACCAACGGCUCGUCACCCUCUUCUCCCAAACUCCAGUCAGAACUCACCGCCCUCCAACAACACGUCUUGUUCUGGGACCGCGACAACGACGGCAUCAUCCACCCCUGGGACGUCUAUAACGGCUUUCGCGAUCUGGGCUUCAGCGUCCUCUUCUCUCUCGGCUCGCUCCUCAUCCCCUUAUUUUUCUCGUACCCGACAACCCUGGCGCACCGCUGGCUUCCUGACCCUUGGUUCCGGAUCUACGUCGGGAGCAUCCACAAGGCCAAGCACGGCUCCGACACGGGCAUCUUCGAUGUCGAUGGCCAUUUUCACGCUGACAGAUUCGACGCCAUGUUCGACCGCUGGGAUACCUCGCGAUGCGGCGGGCUGAGUGCCGAGGAGAUGUGGGCCAUGUGGAAGAAGAAUCGCCUUGCAGCCGAUGUGGCCGGUUGGUGUUUCGGGUUCAUGGAAAUGUGGACGACCUGGCUGUUGCUCCAGAGAGAUGGGAAAGUGUGGAAGGAGGAUCUUCGAGGUUGUUACGACGGAACCUUGUUUUGGAGGAUCAGUGAAUUGGCCCAGAAGAGGGAAUGGAAGCAAGGCUAUGGCAUUGGAGAUUUCUUCGAGGGAAUGGUGGAUGCAGGGACGUGGAAGAAUUGGCAAGUCAAGAAGCAGCAGCACCCACAAAAUAGGCGCCGGUUGGUAUCAACUUGA
Cladophialophora psammophila CBS 110553 is the source of this 789-nucleotide messenger RNA. RefSeq lists its product as uncharacterized. Lineage: Eukaryota; Fungi; Ascomycota; Eurotiomycetes; Chaetothyriales; Herpotrichiellaceae. The transcript has a single exon. Gene Ontology annotation, molecular function: calcium ion binding; monooxygenase activity. Bases 1 to 789 code for a protein of 262 amino acids. The record is from RefSeq and is a predicted model, not a curated record.